UUUCGCCCUCGAGAGAACCAAAGUCUUUGUGCAUGUAACACAUGUAUAAUAGAGUAUGAGCCAUGGUUGAGUGAGUUGAUGAAAGCCUCCCCGGAGCCCUUUUUGACACCAAAAAACAAUAUCUCAGAGGAGGACUUUAAAUGGUGGAGGGGAAUACAGUUUGACAGACGUGACUUCAAUGUGUACAAAAAAACAGCGGAGAAAGUGUUUCAGAUGUUCCCUCGCAGUAUUGAUAUGCCAAAACCCAGCCCCAAUCGCUGCAGGACUUGUGCGGUUGUGGGAAAUUCUGGUAAUUUGAACGGAUCACACUACGGACCUCUAAUAGAUUUGCAUGAUACCGUCAUAAGAAUCAACGGAGGCCCGACCAAAGGCUAUGAGAGACAUGUAGGAAACAAAACCACACAUCGGGCGAUGUUUCCAAUGAGUGCUACUAAUCUGGACAACAGCACUCAUCUUGUGCUGUUCCCAUUCAAGAUAAAGGAUUUAGAGUGGCUCAUCGAUGCUUUCGCUGCAAGGUAUAGAAAAGAUACAAAUGAACAAAAAGGCUUGAAAGCUAACAAAGAUUUGGUGAUGAUCCUCAGUCCAGCUUUCAUGAAAUACGUUCAUUUGAAUUGGCUCAAGAAGAAGGGCCAAUAUCCAUCCACUGGGAUUAUGACUGUGAUUUUCAGCAUCUUCAUGUGCGAUAAGGUCAGUGUGUUCGGGUUUGGAGCAGAUAAAGAUGGAAUAUGGAACCAUUACUUUGAAGAAGUACUUAAUUUGAGUCUAAAGAGAAAAACUGGCAAUCAUCCUGGAUCGGUGGAGGCUGAAAUUAUUAAUGAACUAUUUAAGCGAAAGAAAAUUUAUUUAUACAGAGGAUGGUGAAUGUUGACAUACAGUAAGGAUCACCUACGACUUUAUUUAUAAAUUACGGUAAUUUUACCAGAAAAAAGGGCAGUUUGGUGUGGUAGUAGAAAUGAAGUAGUUUUUCUAUUUCACACAUGUUUAUUGUUAUCGCAUUUACAUGUAGGUUUGGAAACUUGUCUUAGAAUCAAGUCUAUUGUCCUUCAGUACAAGUGUUUCCUGUUUUGUAUUUA
Molecule: messenger RNA, 1073 nt
Organism: Trematomus bernacchii (emerald rockcod)
Lineage: Eukaryota; Metazoa; Chordata; Actinopteri; Perciformes; Nototheniidae
Product: CMP-N-acetylneuraminate-beta-galactosamide-alpha-2,3-sialyltransferase 1-like
Exons: 6
Coding region: 79-861 (260 amino acids)
Molecular function (GO): beta-galactoside (CMP) alpha-2,3-sialyltransferase activity
Source: RefSeq, a predicted model, not a curated record